Messenger RNA from Triplophysa dalaica, 1047 nucleotides. RefSeq lists its product as uncharacterized. Lineage: Eukaryota; Metazoa; Chordata; Actinopteri; Cypriniformes; Nemacheilidae. The record is from RefSeq and is a predicted model, not a curated record. The coding region runs from base 54 to 659 and encodes 201 amino acids. The transcript is spliced from 2 exons.
UAGCUAAACUUUCAGACACCGCUCCAACAAACACCCUGCUGAGACCACCAACAAUGUCUGGAAACCGUCAGUUGAUCUACCGUGAACAUGAAGACAGUGAUGAAGAAGCCGACGUUCGCGCAAAACGAGGAAAACACCCGACAGAUGAGUCAAGUGAUCUCAAUGAGGAAUUAGUUAGGGAAGAAGCAUGUAUAGCAUCAAACCGAGCUUUAGGUUCUGGAAUACUAGACAUGAUUGACACAUUUGACAGAGAAGGAGGUGCCAGGGCAGAAGGUUCUUUUGCGAAUUGUGAAAACUAUGCAGUAGGUUUUGAAAACAAACCAGGAAAAAGAAUCCCAAAAGCUGGAUUCCGUGCAGAAGCAGGAUACGGUCGAGCUCGUGCUGAAUACAGCGUCUUUGAGGCUGAAGCCAAAGGCCCAAAUGCUUCCAUUGGUGCUGAAGCAGGUUUGGGUAAAGUCGGAGCGUUGGCUCGAGCUGAAGUUGCUAGCGCAUCUGCCAAAGCCGGUCCAGUUACAGUGAAGGCGGGUCUUGGAUUUGAUACGGGUGCAUCCGUUGGCCUCGAUGGAGUGGAGGCUAAAUUUCUGGGAACUGGAUUCUCAAUCGGUCCAAAAACGGGUGUUUCCGUUCUGGGAUCAGAAGUCUCAUGUUCUGUAAUGUAGUAACAGACAGUAUUUGAUUAUGUAUGGAUUGCUUUUCUGUCUUGUUCUUUUCCUUUCCUAUAAGAUGAUGAAAAGUUGUACAUGUAAUACGUGUGUUUGUGGUGUGCUUUAUGGCAGCAUAUUAAUAAAACCAUGUGCUUAGCGUGGAAACAAUUAAAACGGCCUGAUAUCAAAAAAAUUGUCACUGAAAUUGUCAUCGAUUCAACUGCUUAUGUAAUCAUUCACAACACACUGUAAACAUAAUGUUUAUUAAUUUUCGGACAUUCUGACUUUAUUCAUCUAUUUUAUGCGCCUUUCCACUAACGCUAAAAUGUAAUUUAAUGCUGUGCAACAUUUUAAAUACAUGUAUAUCAACUAUCAAAUAAAUAUGUAAUAUUCCUUCACAUCA